Molecule: messenger RNA, 848 nt
Organism: Oreochromis niloticus (Nile tilapia)
Lineage: Eukaryota; Metazoa; Chordata; Actinopteri; Cichliformes; Cichlidae
Gene: tmem220
Product: transmembrane protein 220
Exons: 6
Coding region: 140-649 (169 amino acids)
Source: RefSeq, a predicted model, not a curated record
CCUGAACCGUCAGCAGACGUGGUAGAUAUCGAGCAAACCCCUCACUGUUUUGACAGCUUUGCGGAACUGCAAGUGGGCUUGCUUUCUCACGUGUGCACGUCCCGUUGGCCCGGGCGGGGAAGUGAAACACUAAGCAGCUAUGGGAGAAGUUUGUAAGGAGAGGAAGCCGUGGCUUCGUGUUGUUUGGCAAAUCUGCAACGUUUUCAUGUGUUUGUUCUUCGCUCUGGCGUCGUACGUUCAGAUCAAUGAUCCAGAUGCAGGUUUAUGGAUGGCUGGUUACGGCGUCCCUGCUGUUCUGUGUGCGUGUAUUGUUGUGAAGCCUCAUGUGACAGAGACUUUGCCCUGGAGGCGUGUUGCUGACCUUCAUGUGAUGAUUUCCAGUGCGAUCAGUGCCAUGUUGGGAUGGACGCUGUACAAAGAGCGAAUCACACAGAUCUUUCAGAAGGAGGAGGGCAGAGAAUUUUCAGGUCUCGUUUUGACUGCAUUUUGGCUCCUCCUGUGUCGCCAUUCUGGAAGAGCUCCUGUCGGGAUGCUCCGAGUCUCCACAGCUGCUGCCAUCACAGUCUUCCCAUUUGUGGCCUGGCUUUAUUACCACAUCAACAAGGAUCUGAGAUCAGACUGGCCUUCACACUGUACAACUGCGAUUUAGACAUCAGCCUGUUUUGGCUGAUGAGACAUGAUUAAACACAAAUCUAUGACAGCUAAAAUGCACUGAUCUGAGUUUUUAUUGAACACUUUUGUAAAAUAAUUAAUAAAAAUAAAAAAGUUUAUUACUUAAACUUUAUCUCCUGUUAAAGCAAAUGUAAUUUUCAAGUGAAAUAAAAUAAAAUAAAGUGAAUUUAAGACCA